This is a messenger RNA of Hyalella azteca, 4562 nucleotides long. Its product is annotated as telomere attrition and p53 response 1 protein. The coding region runs from base 346 to 1089 and encodes 247 amino acids. The record is from RefSeq and is a predicted model, not a curated record. The transcript has 5 exons. Lineage: Eukaryota; Metazoa; Arthropoda; Malacostraca; Amphipoda; Hyalellidae.
GCACUCGCGUCGACGGUUAGCCCAAGAAUGAAGGAUUAAAUAAUACGGAGUUAAACCAAUUUCAUCAUUGAGCAUGGACGACAUAAAAUGAAAUCUCUUAUCAUACGGACAAUUAUAAAAUUGGGUAAAUUUCAUUGGUAUUCCUAUGCUGAUUAAUUCCAUUUUACAUUUUUUGUGGUGCUAGAGAAUAUUGGAACAUUAAGAGUAAAGCAAAACACGAGACUGCCAGCUGAGCUGUCGAGGAAUGGGUGGUCAUGUCGCCUGAGCUGCCUUGUGAGCAACGUAUUUGCUUCUGGUCUUGUAUAAAGCUCAACCAGUAGUACUUCUUCAACAAAUUAGAUCAUAAUGAGUGAAUCUAGAAAUAACGAUGAAGAUUUCAAUGAAUGGUCCCCUUGGGAACAACAAACGUUGCUUGAGAUCCAGCGAGGAGAUGUUGAGGCUGUGUUUGUAACUAACUCGGAAGCAACUCUUCAAAAGUUAUACGCCUCUUUUCAGGGAGCUGCUCAAUGUUUAGCCGUUUUAUAUAAAGUUGCCUCAGACACGCGGCCCAGUAAUCCAGCUCUAUGGCCAUCAUUUCAAACAGCCGCCAGCACCAUUACUUCACAUCAUAAAGCCUGCGUGGAGUACAUCAGGAACUGCGAGCAGAUUGCACUAGAGGCAGGAUCUCAUCGGCGCACUCGAGACUUGCUCACGUGGUCCAAGAGAAGAAGAAUCAUACGCAGGGAAGAACUCAUUGCUUUUCUUGCUGGAAAAAGUCCUCCUCCUAAAGCCCACCAUAAUAGUUACAGAGGAAGCUGUCGAGCUCGCGUACCUGACCACCAGCGGCCGCGGCCCCGCCUUCCUCCUUCGCCACACUCUUCCCUGCCGCACUCCCAGGAACAGGACCUCAACACCUUCAGGGAAGCCCUCGGUAUUGCUGGGUCACCGACGACGCUGCACCGCCGUCGCAGCCACUUGCAUGAGCUGCAGAGCUUCCUAGCAGACGAGUUCACCAGAAACAAGCGCCCUGCGCCCUCCCCGUCACCCCCCAACGCCUCACAUGAUGUCUGCAUGGACUCUCCUCAGCACAAACGCUUCAAGUACACUUAGUACAGAGGCGCCCCACGUGUACGUUUUGUAAUAUUUAUGAUGGCUCCUCCUCCCCCUUCACUCGUGAGAGACUUCGAUGAUACGCGCUCAGUGACGCGUGGUGGGCAUCACGCAACUUCGUUUUUGUUCCAUUUAACUUGUUCUUUUUACGAAACACUGGAACUAUAUAAAUUCAUACUCUCCUCGACUACCAAAUUAUGAAAUUGUGGUGUUCAUUAAUUUGGCCAACAAUCAGCCGUUGAUUAUCGUUUUGGGAAGCCUGCAGUGCCUGUCAGAAAUUACGGGAGAUUGAUUAAGGAUCUUUUUAAGCGAAACGGUAAUGUAUGAUGAUUAUAAGUGGUAUUAGUGUCUGCAUUUCUCCUCUUGCCUACUUCUUCUUGUCUCCUUCUUGGUGGUGUUUUUGCUGUAUCUCUCUUGCGAGCUUUUGGAGUCAGCAAGCUGUUGCUUAUUGCGUAUGAACAACUUUCAGCUUCGGAGUGCCAAAAAUUCUUUUGUUGAGUACAUUUUCGUGUUCGACUUUGAGCUUUGCUUUCAAAUUUGACUCAGCUCAUAACUAGAAGAGGAUGAAGUAAACUUUCUAAUGUUAAAAGAGAUAUUCCUUAUUACUCGUGAAGCAUUGCGUUCUGCUCCCGUUUCUUUCUUUAAUUCACUCUGCUGUAACAAAAUGGAAAUUUUCUGAAACUCUGUAGCCCAAAUUGUCAGUAAUGCCGUAGUAUCUCGUCAGAUGAAUAAUGUGCAGGUUGCGUGUACCUUCUUCAGUCUGUUAGUCCGAGUGGCAUGGUCGUGGUUGCACUCAGGUGCACUUGGCGGGUAACGGCAAUUUUUGAUUUCACAAUAUAAAAGAAAAUAUAUAUUUCCCUCUCAACAUUUGUCUUCCUACAUAUUGUCCGUUUAAUUAUUGGGUAUGAAUUUCGCUGAUUGUGGAAUGAGUUUGAGUUCCACUUUGUACUUGCACGUAGAAGUUGGAUUUGUCCAUCACUGAUGUACCGAGUCCAUUGUUUGCCAGUUGAUUUUUAUGUUAAAUCGCCUCAAGGAUUCUAUUGAAUAUUAUUACUUUGAUCAGUACAGUAUUUCCAGGAAGCUUUAUUUUCUUUCUACCUCGUCAUCAGUUUCUGUGAACAAUUGCUCGCUUUACAGGAAAUAAGUUUUAUUAAUAAUACUGCUGGCUCUGAAGUUCUAACUAUAUUGGUUAAUUAUUAGAACAAGAACUUUAAUGUAAGGAUUACCAUGCGAAAAAUAUUCAUUGGGAGCACCUAAGGCUAAAAUUUCAGUGAUGUUGCGGAUUGAGUCGUUAAUAAAACUUCGAAUGUCCGGACCUCAAUCCCCGAAUGGACUUGCUUAUGAUAUGCAAAUUGCGUGACUUGCAUAACUCUUAUUUAGUUGCUAACUCUGAGCUUCUGAAAUCUAUGGAUAGAUGGAAAAAGAUGUUUUGGGAUAAUUCUAUUCACCAAACCGAGUACUGUAUUAUGUGACUUCUGCAUUAUGUAGCCUAUGUAACGAGUUCUGCAUUGUUACUCGUGUGCAGCUGUCAAUACAAGGGAAGUGGUGUGGAAGUCAAUUAAACUUCGCAUCGCAGACGAUUCACAAUUUGAGAGAAAUGUGAAAGUUAUUGAUCAAUCCACGAACAGUGUACAUAGUCUAUGUUUUGCAGCAAUCAUUACUUUCUCAUCUUGAAUCCUAACCUGUUCAGAUAAUUUAUUCAAACAGUGGAACUGUGAAAUUAUUCAAAUAUGGAAACAGUAAAACCUACGGUUCUUGCGAUGUUCAAAUUGAGUUAAGAAUUAGUGAAUCUCAUGCAGGCAGCUCUGAGAGUCGAAUUAUUAAGCCUAUGCGUUGCUGUGUAUAAUCUUCAUUGCAAGCAUUAAUCAAAUGCCUACGUUAUGUUUGAUCUAAAAGACUAAAACUGUUGUCAUGACCAUAGCUUGUUCAAAAUUCCCUAUUUUUCAUAAGGUUUCUGUUAUGAAUGGUAAAAUUUAUCUUGAAUAUUUACAUAUUUAUAUACAUGGUUGAUUAGUUCACUUUGAAUUAGUUACUUUGUUGUUUUGCCUAAAGUUGUAAAUUUUAUUAUUUUAAAUUUAAAUUCAGCACUUAAUGAUAUGACAAAAUGUAAGCGGGUACAGUUUCUUGGGUUUCAAAUCUUAGCUAUUAAAGUAUCUUGCUCCUGAUACUGCAACUUUUGUGUCUGAAUGAUACCGUAUCUUCGUACUUAUAGUAACACACAUCUCAUCAUGUAUGGUAACAAAGAAAAAAUGAUUUUAUUUAUUAUUAUUAUUUUUUUGCUUCUCUUGCCCCGAAAAAGACCGCUAAAUUGUGUUCAUCUCACGCCAAAAUUCAUGUCAUCUCUUUUUAGCGCAUUUUCUCAUUUAUGGUAAAAAGGCGCUAUUGUUUUAUCAUCUUUUGCUUCAAUUCUCUUUUAUCUCCUUUGUGAAUAAUAACUUCAGUUGGGCUAUGGCAUUUUGCUGCCACGAUGACAUUUCUGCCACUGCCACAUAGUAAUCAAUGGCUUGCUGCCACUUAGACGGCUUCUUGCUGCCACUUUGAUGACAAUUUUCAGACUCAUUCAAUGGCCUCUUGCCACACCUACGACAUUUGCUGCCACAUUGUUUGCAUUUUUUUGCCGCUUCGUUGAAAUUUUGCUGCCAAGACUUGCUUUGGAUAAUUUAUUGAUAGCGUGCAGUGUUAAUUUUGUUGAGCAAUAAAAUUGAAUUAGUAUUAUCGUUCGUGCAUAGGAAGCUGCUGGCUCACGUUGAUGUAAUGGAAUGGUUUAACACACCUCAGAGACCGAAUGGUUUGUAAGGCUUGGCCGUGUUGAAAAAUUUUUGUUCACUCAUAAGCUACGGUAAGAUUUUUAUGCAGCUGCUGGAUUGUGAAGCUUCCUAACGACGCUGUCAGAACAGUCUUCAAGUUGAGACUUGGAUGAACUUUCGGUAAUUUGCAGAUUAAAUUACGUUGAAAUAAGCUGACCUUUUGUUUUGCUGUCUCGUUAAUUGAAACGUAUUCUUAUACGAACAAAGUUUAUUUUACAUAGAUUUGAAAAGGUUAGAACUUUUGUUUGCUUCUGGAGUGCGGAUCCCAUUUUACGUUUUGGUUGGUUUCGAGUGCGCGGAUGCCUCGAUUUUUAACGAACCAAUGUUUCGAUAGUGAAAAUCCAGUGUGUAUAAUUGCAAGGCAGAAAACAUCGCGAUGUUUCCUGAACCUAGACUCUAAUCAUUUAUUGUCUAGUUGCGUUCACUUGAAUCCAAACGAAUUUCUCAUUUAUUUUUCUAUUUGCAUUUUGAGGUGAUGCACAGUUCGAAGCGUGACGAUGAUCUUAAUUUGAAACUCGUUGUUGUUCCAAAUUUCAUCCGUUUUGUUUGCCGACCUCGAGCAUCAGAAGGACCCAAUUGCGCUAGUGGCAUUGAUCAUGUGAAGCCGUAGCCUCUCAAUUCAUUUCAAAUUCUAUCUUUAAUGGGUCUAGAACUGCUAGUGUAUUG